Mugil cephalus (flathead mullet) is the source of this 3196-nucleotide messenger RNA. RefSeq names its product aldehyde dehydrogenase 16 family, member A1 (gene aldh16a1). The transcript is spliced from 17 exons. Lineage: Eukaryota; Metazoa; Chordata; Actinopteri; Mugiliformes; Mugilidae. The record is from RefSeq and is a predicted model, not a curated record. The coding region runs from base 163 to 2559 and encodes 798 amino acids. Gene Ontology annotation, molecular function: oxidoreductase activity, acting on the aldehyde or oxo group of donors, NAD or NADP as acceptor.
AAGACGAAGAAGAAAGAAGAAGAAGAAGGAGUGAAGGGUGGUUGCACGUCGCACCUGAUUUUAACGCAGGAAUCUUUCUAACUUCAAAAUAAAUCCUUCAGCCCGGAAUUUUAUCUCGAAGCAGGCGCAAAGCUUCCUCCUCCUCGCCGACUUCCCUGUAUUAUGGCCGGCAGCGCCACCGAGACAGUGUACAGUAUCUUCCAAAGCAUGGACAAGGGACCCGCAGCAACUCCCAGCGCUGCAACAGCGCAGGCCUGGCUCGACCAUCAUUCCCGCUCUCUGGGUCUUUUCAUCGAUGGAAAGUUUGUCCGUCCAGCAGAAAGACAGAGCCGCUCCCUGGUUGAUGCUAAAGGUGCGACCGUGUGCACCACAACAUGCGCCGAGGACGACGACGUUUCCCAGUGCGCCUCCUCCGCCGUUAGCGGCUACCAGAAAUGGAGCGGCCUGAGCUGCUGCCAGAGAUCCAAAGUGCUGCUCAGGUCGGUGAGCGUCCUCGGGCAGCACGGCCAGUGUUUGUCGGAGCUGUGCGAUCUGUGCGAGGCCGCCUGCUCCACCUCCGCCCUGGUCAGGCUGCUGCAGUUCUACGGCGGCUGGGCCGAGCUCAGAGACACGCUCCUCGCUGAGUGGAUGCCGCUGGGUGUGGUGGCAGUAGUUACCUCUGAUGACUGCUCCCUCUAUAACCUCAUGCUCAAAGUCCUCCCAGCUCUGGCCAUGGGUAACUCUGUGAUCGUGGUCCCUGGUCGAAGCUCCGCCCCCCCAGCGCUCCUGUUGUCCCAGCUUCUCACCGGAGCUGGACUUCCUGCUGGAGCUCUCAACGUUUUAACAGGAAGUGACGUGACGCUUGCCGCUAAAGUGGCCAAGAACUCCAGCGUCAGCUACGUCACCUACAGCGGCAACAAGCAGGAUGGGGUGACGCUGUGUAAGGCGACAGCGGGGGCGGGCGUCCCCGUGUCCGUGUCCUCGUGCGUGGGCGCGACGUGUCCGUUCAUCAUCUUCGAAUCGGCUGAUAUUGACAGCGCCAUAGAAGAAGUGAUGGACGCCGCCUUCAAGAAGAGGAAAGAGGUCCACUGGGUGUUGUGCGUUCAGGAGAGCGUGCUGGACGCCGUCGUGGCCCGACUCAAGCUGCGUAUGCCGGGGAGGAAGUGUGUCUCGCUGUCCAGUGAUGCAGACCGGGUCCUGGUGGACGCUGCAGUACAGGAGGCUCAGCAGCAGGGGGCCACGUUGAUUCAGUCCUGCUCCGUCCCGUCUUCAGGUGCUCUGUACCCUCCCACGGUUCUCUGUGGGGCGGCCCCGUCCUCGUCCUUCGUCGUCAGCCCCCCUCCUGGACCCCUGCUGCCUCUCAUGGCCUUCAGGAGCAACACAGAAGCAGUGGCCCUCGGGAAUCACAGUCCGUAUGGCCAGGCAGCGUCUAUCUGGACUGAAGACCUCACCCUGGCUCUGGAGACAGCCAAGAGCCUGUCGGUCGGCUCAGUUUGGGUGAACUCUCACUCCGUGUCCGACCCCUGUCUCCCAGCCUGCGGUCACAAAGACAGCGGCACCUGCACUGACGGAGGCCAGGAGGGUCUUUACCAUUUUCUGCGGCCGUCAUCUUCUACAGCUUCUCCUCUUCCUCGCGCCUCACCUCUCUCUAUGGACUACUCAACAUUUGGAACAACUGCACCUACAGUUAUUAUCCCCGAAGAUCCAAACUCUGCUAGCUCUCCUCGGUCCUACCUUCAGUUUGUCGGCGGUAAGACGUGCAAGUCGGUGUCCGGCGGCAGUGUGACGGUGCAGCCACCAGGGGGCGACGGCGUGUUGGCCUAUUGUCCAGACGGAGGACGGAAAGAUGUCCGUAACGCCGUGGAGGCUGCUAUCAAAGUCCAACCCGGCUGGAUGAAAAAGACCCCGACUGCACGCGCUCAGUCUCUUUACUCUCUGGCUAAGGGCCUUGAGGCAAAGAGGAAGGACGUAGCGGCGUCCAUUAACGUCCAGACCGGCGCGUCCAUGGAGGACGCUGACAAGGAGGUGGAGCUCAGCGUGGCCAGGCUCAGUGUUUGGGCAGCUUACUGCGACAAGAUCCAGGGAGGAUCUCUGCCCAUGCCAAAGUCCGGCUCGGCCCUCUCCGUCCCUGAGGCUCUGGGAGUCGUGGGGGUGGUGCUACCUGACAAGAAUCCCCUCCUCUCCAUGGUAACGCUCCUUGGGGCGACCAUCGCCACGGGCAACGCUGUCAUCCUGGUCCCCAGUCAGAAGUACCCACUGCCGGCGUUGACGUUUAUUCAGGUGCUCCAGUCGUCAGACCUGCCCGCAGGUCUAGUAAACGUCAUAACGGGAAGUCGAGAUCAGCUGACGGCUGCUCUUGCUAAUCACAGUGUCAUCAAGGCCGUCUGGUACUGGGGCAGCGCUGAGGGCUGUCAGUACCUGCAACACACCUGCACCAGCCCUCUGAAAACCCUGCGCCUCUUCUGCCAAAAGGAGGGGAAAGACGUCGGGGAGGACUGGAGGCGCUGUCAUCCCGCUUUACUGGAGGAAAUGUGGAGAAACGCCAUCCAGUGGAAGAGCAUGUGGAUUCCUACUGCAUGAAAAAGCAAAGACAAGAUUUAAAAAAAAAAAAAAAAAAAAAAAAGGAUGAUGAGUUACAUAUACCCACUGUAGAUGUGAAAGAAACAGUCAGAAAAAAUGAAGAGUGAGACACAGAUGCUCAAUUAACUCCUAAAGCACUUAAAACAGGGACAGGUUUGAUGAAUUGAAGGUCACAUGUUCACAACGAUGCUAAAAUAUAAGUGGAUUUGAACAUGUAACUACUCGCUGUGGUUAAAACAGUCGAGGCAGGUUUUUCCUUUUGCAUUUCCAGAAUAGGAAGUGAAAUAAAAACCCAGGUGCCACAUUUAGAUGUUGACAUGCAGUAAAAGAAAAUACUUACUUAAAUGCAAUUUUUAUAUUUUACAGAGAAUCACUAAGAAGUACGGUUUGAUUACGUUUCUUCUUUUUCAUGCAUCAUGUAUUUUUUUUUUUCCAGUCUGCAGUUCUAACCCUUAUCUGCCUUAGAGUCUGCGACCUAGCAAAAAAAUUACCCUGUCUCAGCCGUGUGUCUUUAUUACUGUACAAUGUUACGAGGUUUAAACAUUCCCAGUCAAGAUAAACUGUGAGUUUCUGGUGAAGGAUAUUGUGGACCUCGUCGUCUGAAAGCCAUAAUUAAAAGAUGAUUUUUAUGAAUUCA